AUGACGUUCAUAUUAACCUUCAGUCAGUUUAUCCUCUACACACAUGUAUUAUUAAACAUGUGUUAUGGUUUCUAUUUUGAUCAAACAGAAGAAUUAGUUGUAAAGACUACUCAUAGUGAUAUAUGUAAAAGAGAACAUCAUUUAAGUUUCAACAAUGAAAUAAUAAAGUUAUGUUUGUUCUCUCAACGUGCUGGUGUUAAUUCUAAAUAUAAUCUUAUAAUGAAUACAUUAAAAGAAGAAAAGUGGGAGGAGAAAUAUAGAAUUUUAAAAGAUAAUACAUUUAAAAUUAUUAAAUAUUUCUAUACAUUUGUAAAUAAAAAUGAAUUAGUUAUAAUAUUUUGUUUUAAUAAACUUAUAAAUAAAGCACCUUAUGAAUGUCAUAGAUCUAUUUACAAAGUGGAUGACAAAAAAAAUGAAGAAAAGAGAGUUACAAUUAAUUAUAAUCACAUAGAUCCUUUAUCAUUAGUUGAUUAUACAUCUAAUCAUUUUGAAUUCUUGGGUACUUCCUAUUUAUUAAUUUGUGGUAUUAAUGAAAAUAGAAAGUUACCUCCAGCUUCUCGUAUCUUUAUUUUAUGUCGUGCUAGCAAGGAUUCUGGUCUAACAUGGGGAUUCACUUUCUCAUUCUAUUACCAGCAAGCCAAAGAAAAUGUUAACUACUCCAAUGUUGUUCCCAAACUUUUCUACAAUGAAAUCGGAUUCAUCUUUUCUUCUUCAGAGAAUUCUUCCAAGAAAUAUAUUAGAUGCACUUAUUUAGAAGGAUAUCACUUCGAUUGUAAUGAUAUAACGUUUAUAGAAGAUAAAUAUUUGUUAGAUGUGACAAAAAUAAGAGGUUAUUAUUUAACUAUUUUAUCAAAUAAGAAAGAUAAAAAUGAUAAUAUAAAAUUGUGGUACAUCUAUAAAUCUGUAAUAACAGAAAGCAUGAAUAAUAAUAUUACAAAUGUUGGAAAAGAAUAUAAAGAAGGGAAUUUAUUUUUAUUAAAUGAUUCAACCGUUUUAUAUAAUUAUGUAAAUGAAACAGAUAGUUAUGUUUAUUUAAUAAAACAUAAAGGAUCUGUAAAACAUUGUACUUUAUUAUAUUUAAAAAAAGAAUAUGCAAAUCCAGGUUUUAUAAAAGAAAUAGUAAAAAAUCAAACUAAAUUAAUAAAAGAUAAUGAUCAUAAUAAUAAUAAUAGACAUGUUUGUAAUAUUAAUUAUGAUGAUUUAUCUGUUAAUGGAAAUGAUAGAUAUUUCACUGUAAGUGUAUAUAACGGUGUAAAGACAGAUAUCAAAAGUUGUUUUUAUUUUAGUUAUGAUAAUAUAUUAGAACCUGUUAAUAUAAUAAAUAAAAUUGUUAAAAUAUAUGAAUAUAGUAAUUAUUCUGUAUAUGCAUUUUAUAUUAAUAAAGAUAUAGAAUCAUAUUUUCUUUUUAAUAAAAAAAUGGAAUGUUUUCUAGGAGAUAAUUUCUAUAUAUAUCUAAAUAUUAAUUUUAUAAAUACAUAUAAAUUAGAUAAUUCAUUUGAUACGAAUGAAAGAGUAAUUAAUUUAUAUCCAGAUAAUCUUAUUUAUUAUAAAAUACCAAACAAUAAUUAUAAAAAUACAUUCUUAUCAAAUAUUCAUUUCCCAUCAUAUACAAAAUAUAUACAAGUAAAUGAUAAAGAAUAUAUAUUCAAAUUACCUUCAUAUAUUGAACAAGAUAUUAAUACAGAAUUAUUUUUUCUUCAGAAGGUUAAUAAGUUUUAUAAAAAAAAAACAAUUAUUCAUAAAGGUGGUCAUAACAAUCAAUUAGUUUUAGGUAUCGAUUUUUCAAAAAAAAAUGAUAUCUGUUCUUAUGCAUAUUCCAAAUCAUCAUGUGAGUAUACACAUAUAGAUAUUAAUAAAAUUAAUAUUAAAGUUCCUAUGAAUCAAGAUAUUACAUCUGAUAUAACAUUAGCAAUAAUAUGUCCAGUAAAUAAAAAAAAUCAAAACGUAUGUUUUCAUCAUACAUAUGACAACGGAAAAAAAGUAUUAAUUAGAGAUCAUCUAUAUGAUAGAAAUGGAUAUUUAAAUGUAUAUCCUAAAAUUUAUAUUUAUACACCUCAAUUAGAUCACUUAUAUGAAGAAUCCAAACUAGUUAUAAGAAAAGAAUUUAUUGAAAUAUUUAAAAAUAAUAAAUGUAAUUAUAGAAAUGUUAUCUUAUGUAAAUGUUAUGCAAAUAAUAUGUACUAUGAUAUUACAUUUAAUUUAAUAUAG
Plasmodium adleri (nom. inval.) is the source of this 2208-nucleotide messenger RNA. RefSeq names its product 6-cysteine protein. The transcript is spliced from 2 exons. The coding region runs from base 1 to 2208 and encodes 735 amino acids. NCBI's taxonomy places the organism in Eukaryota, Apicomplexa, Aconoidasida, Haemosporida, Plasmodiidae. The record is from RefSeq and is a predicted model, not a curated record.